AAAUUUAAAUCUCGAGCCCGACUCAAUUCGUUAUGUAUCCUAUCAGGCACGUGGGGAAUUUAAGGCACUUGUUUAAUCGGCCUGCUGUUUAUUCAAGUUUGUUUCAACGACACGGAUCCACUGCUAAAUUCCUGAAGAAAAUCUUAGAGAAAGGAGGAAAAAAAAAGAAGUUUCGACACACAGGAAACUCGCCAACAGCUGGGCAGUAUGUAUCAGAGGGAAUGAAAUUUCAAUCUUUCCGAGUUAGCCAGGUUAUUCAUGAUGCAAUAGUGGAAUACUUUGACACCGGUGAACUUGACCCAGAUAUCCCACCACUAGGGGUCAGCAUCUCAAAGGUUGUAUGGAGCCCAGAGAUGAGUUCAAUGAAUGUCUUUUGGCAGAUAGAAUCAGAUGAUGUUGAAAAACGAGAUCAAGUGAAAAAUCUUCUCAACUCCAAAGCUAAGAAGCUCAGGGCCCUUCUGAUUGAGAGGAGAAUUUCAGGCCACAUUCCCGUUGUUCAAUUUGUGUGGGACAAAUCACAACGCAGCAAGUUUCACUUGGCUUAUAUUGAUAAAAUGCUAGCAGAGGCGGAUUAUGGCCCAGAUCACACACCUCAACAGAAUGUUACACACAGUGCGGAACUGGACUCUCCAGUUCUUACAGCCUCUCCAAAACUCCUGGAAAAAAUCCAAAUACUUUCUGCUAAAACAGACCCCAAUGUCUUGCCGGAAGUAGAAGACAUCGAGAAAUCUUUCAGUGAUGACAUUUAUGGAUUAGAACGUAAAGUGUUGUUGGCCUCAAUAAAACAAUCAAAGGAUAAACUGGAGGCUGGUCUGAAAAAGAGGGAAAAAAGACUUCUUAAGGAGCAAAAGCGACUUAAAUCGCAACUGAAGAAGGUAAAUAAAAAUGAAGGUGGACAGAAAAUUGACCUGUCAAGGAAAAGAGAUGUUCCUCUAAAGAGAGUGAGUGAAAUCCAAAAACUUAUGUCUGAGGACAAGGAAGGCGAGAAUCUAGAAAAACUUGAAGAAACUGAGGACAAUAAUUUUCUUGAGGAAGAGUGGUCAGAUGAUGAAGAUGAUGAUAUUGACGAGGAGGAUGAUGAGGUCAAUAUCAUUGGUCAGAAAACAGAGGAAGGCAGCAGUAAACAUGAUGAAAACUCUGAUGCAGAAAAGAUUAAUGAAUCACAACUACAACAAUGUGAAAAUGACAAUAAUGUGAAAGAUGAUUUAAAUUCUGGGCCAGGAACAGAAAGUCUUCAAACGCUCAAAAGACAUGGGCUGAGGAGGAGUUCUUUAAGGAGUCCUAUCAGAGUUAGAGAAAUGCAGAGGUAUAUAAGUGAAGAAAACAUUGAGGAAACUGAUAAUGAUGUAGACUUUAUGAAGAGUGAAUGGUCAGAUGAUGAGAAAAGUGAUGAUGAUGUGAAACCUGAAAACAAGAAAACAUAAUUGAUUUCAAUCUCUUAAACUUAAAAACUUGAUACAUGUAUUUUUUGUUUUAUUAUUAGAAAUUGACUUGCAGAAAUUAAUAAAAAAGUGCCAAAAAUUAACAGUACAUAAUUAAAGUUUUUACAUGAACAAAAAAGAGUUUGUGUGGUCAAAAUUAAGCCAAACUUUAGGGUUUGUUUAGUAAAUACAUGUAUUAGACAAACUUGUAUGUAUAGAAUGAUCAGCAUUCAUGAAUUUUGUAAAACUUAUGGGUCAAGAUAGCACACUAUAUAAUUUACCAUUGUCAUUAGGGCUUUUCGACU
This is a messenger RNA of Magallana angulata, 1726 nucleotides long. Its product is annotated as putative ribosome-binding factor A, mitochondrial. NCBI's taxonomy places the organism in Eukaryota, Metazoa, Mollusca, Bivalvia, Ostreida, Ostreidae. Gene Ontology annotation, biological process: rRNA processing. Bases 33 to 1424 code for a protein of 463 amino acids. The record is from RefSeq and is a predicted model, not a curated record. The transcript has 5 exons.